Beta vulgaris subsp. vulgaris (sugar beet) is the source of this 2351-nucleotide messenger RNA. RefSeq lists its product as hypothetical. Bases 282 to 2129 code for a protein of 615 amino acids. The transcript is spliced from 5 exons. The record is from RefSeq and is a predicted model, not a curated record. Lineage: Eukaryota; Viridiplantae; Streptophyta; Magnoliopsida; Caryophyllales; Amaranthaceae.
AGUAUUUUGAUUUAAUUUGGUUGACAUUAUGCUUGAGGUCAACGGGUCCGAACUCCGAAGACCCCAGGAAAAUGUGAAUCCAACACCGUUGUUCACGUUUCAUAACACGGGAACUUUCGUGCGACCUCUCUUCAGUCUCUCGACACUGACAUUCCAGUAAUGAAGUAGAUUGUUCAAAGACUUGUUCAGGGUCAGAUCGCUGCAAUUUUAGGUUUCAACUCAUCGAUUAAAACCUUAAUCUUCAAAAGUAUAAGGGGUUUUUGAGUUGCGUUUUUAUCAAUAUGCAGAGUUCGUCGAAUAAAAGUCACGAAAAUCAUGAUGAGAGGACAAAUGGAGAAGAUGAUUCACUGAUGAUGACCAUUAAUUAUCUUCGAGCGAGGCUGCUUUCGGAAAGAUCGAUUUCUAAGGCGGCGAAAGAAAGAACUGAUGAGCUUGCAAUAAGGGUUAAGGAGUUAGAACAGCAGCUGAAGGUUGUGACUCUUCAGCGGAAAAGGGCGGAGAAAGCGGCCCUAGAUGUUUUUUCAUAUUUGGAGAGUCUUGGUGUUAGUGACAUUUCUGAGGUGUGUGAUUCUGAUUCCAAUGAGGAAGAACCUCAGUGUGAAUCAGAUAUGGAUAAGGGUGAUACCACCAAGGAUGACAAGAAAUACUCAGGUUCGGAGCCGGAGUCUACCCCUUCAUUUGAUAGAUCAUUGUUUUGGAAAGGUCGCAAAGAGAGGACUCGACUCCUCGAGAAAAAGAGUCUCAAUUCUCCUGUCUGGAGCCGAACUAAUCUUGUUCAAGUCAACUCUUCACCAAGGCAUCGCCUUGGCAAAUCAUGUCGCCAAAUCAAAAAAAGAGAACCAAGGUCAACAGUUGAGGAGACGAGACGGGACUCUGGUAAGUCUGCUGCUCAGGAAAGCAGUGGGGUGGACUGUUUCGAUCAUUGUCUUGAUUGCUUAGACUUCCGGAGUGAGGAAUCAAAGAAGUCUCCUGAGAAUUGUGGUGAUAGAUAUUCCCAAAAGGAAGAAAUUUCUCAUUCCUUUCAGGCUCAGGCACAGGAAUACGAUGCUGGCAGCUCCACACAUGAACGUGAAUGCAGUGGUGAGAUGAAAAGAGCUCUUCAACAUCAAGCACAACUUAUAAGAUGCUAUGAAGCCCAGGAAAAAGCUCAAAGAAUUUGGGAACAGAAAUAUGGGGAGAAUGAUGAUUCAUGUGAACCUGGUGACCAUUCAGACGUCACUGAGGAGAGAGAUGAGGGGAAAGCAGUAGUUCCUCAGUCCAUUGAGGCUGAUGAGUGCGAUGGCCAUGACCAGAAAGCUGGGACGGAAACAAAUUCUGAGGGGGGAAGACUAUCUGCUCAAUUUAAUAGUUUCAAGGUAUCUCAUGAUGCUGAUCCAGAAUGUUCAGAGGAACAAAACGUCAGUGAGAUGCAGCCGUUCUCUGUGCUGAACAGUAAUCAAUCUUCAAAACAUGCAGCAAGGCACUCGUUACAUGCAGGUGAAGUUGAUCCAUUAGCCAAUGAUAGUGCUUCGUUUGAACAUCAAUCACUACACACAAAUGGACCUCGUGCACUUGUACCCUAUGAAAAACAUGCUAGGAUGGGAAUGGUACUUGAGGCCCUUCAAGAAGCCAAGCUACUGGUCAAACAAAAAAUGAUAUUUGCUGAGAGGCCUAUGGAAACUUCUGCUCCUGCAAACAAAGAAGUUGAUUGGUUAAAACUUCCUGUCGGAUGCUCUGGCCUUUUUAGAGUACCAACUGAUCCUGAGGUUCAAGCUCCCAGUCCGAUUAAGUUCUCGAGUUCAGAUUUUCCAUCUGAACCAACCAGUUCUAAUUUUAAUUCAAGAACUCCGCCAGUACAAGGUCAUCAAUAUAUUCCCAGUCCUAUGGGAUCCAGAUUUGGUAAUCAUAGUGGUGAUCCAUUCUCAGAGAGGCAGCCAAGAUACGACUUUCAGUUCAAUACAAAUGUAUCAGCUCCCAGUCCAUCCAACUUAUCGUCAAACUCCAAUUCAAGCUUUCCAGAUUUCUUCCCACGUAUGCCAUCAAAUCAGAUGAUGUUCAGCCAGUUCCCAGGGAGUGAAGCUGGGAUGCCUCCAUCUGCAUACCCGUUCUCGUUCCAAAAUCAUGACGUUAGACCACAUAUAUAUAGAUAAUUCCACCAUUCGAGCUGAUAUAGUCUGUAUUUACUGGUGGCAUUCUUCCUACUUUUGACAUUACUUAAAAUUAUAAAAAAAAGGUAUAUAGUAUUGGUUUCUUAUAGUAGCUACAUGUACAUUAUACAAGCGCCAGUUUGUAAAAUUGAUGGUUUGAUAGGUGCUUGCAUUAUGAGUACGACUCCAUUCGUGAAUCUCAAUCAAAUUUUAAUUUUAAUGUCU